Molecule: messenger RNA, 7050 nt
Organism: Tyto alba (common barn owl)
Lineage: Eukaryota; Metazoa; Chordata; Aves; Strigiformes; Tytonidae
Product: small integral membrane protein 10-like protein 2A
Exons: 3
Coding region: 181-486 (101 amino acids)
Source: RefSeq, a predicted model, not a curated record
GCUCGCGUCAGGGCGCUGCAGCACCGCUUCUCCCCCCCGCCGGCGUACGGCGCGAGGGUGACGCACGUCCGCACGUCGCCGGCCGUGGGGCUCCUCCCCGCUGGCGACACCCAGCGCCGGGUGCGGGGAGGGGGCGGCUGCGGGGCCCGGCCGGCGCGGCGGGGCCGCUGGCGGGGGUAUAUGGCGGCGGUUCUGUCCGCCCUGGCUGCCAGGCUCUCCCAGUCGGCCGCGGCCAGGUCCUACGGGGUGUUCUGCAAGGGGCUGACCCGGACUCUCCUCAUCUUCUUCGACCUGGCCUGGAAGCUCCGCAUCAACUUCCCCUACCUCUAUAUCGUCGCCUCCAUGAUGCUCAACGUGCGGCUGCAGAAGCAGGCUAUGGACUAUCCCAACAAACAUCUGUUCUGGCCAAAGAUUGGACACUUUCUUUCUCCUCAUAAACAUUGCUGUAAUGAAAGGUUUGACAUCUGGCUAGUGGCCAAGUGCUGAAAGACAAGUCUGUUUGCAGUUUGUGACUUGUAAAAGGUCCAUAUUGAGAUCCACUGACCUGUGACUUGGUGUGCUGCUUGCACUGUAUGCUGCAACUAGAAUCGAUCACACUCUUCAAAUUCAGCCUGUUGUGAAAGAGUAAAGCUAUGCUUGUCUUCUCUAGGACUAUGAAGAAAGAUUUAAACCAGAAACAAGUAUGUGGCAGUGGCCCAGAUCAUCACAAGGCAGCAGCUCACCUGAUGCACAUUCAUUCUAUGUUGAACAAUUCUCAAAAUCAUAGUAGCAGUUUACAAGAAUUAUUUUAUUUUAACACCAGGAAUUGUUCUCUGUUUAAUACUAUACCUCUGUCUUUUCUUGGCAAGGAAAUGCCUCUGAGUUUGAGUGAAUCAGCUGGGAGGAACUCAAGUGCAGCUGCUCCUUGGAAGGAUUCAUUUCAUCUGCAUCUUUCUUCUGGGAAAGACAGCCUUGAUACGGUUUCUCACUGCAUUAAUAGUAUUUCAGCAAUGGGCUGGCUGGAGAAAGCUUGCAGUUUUCCUGGAGACUUUAGCUCAUGCAGUUCAGGAGACAACUUUGCGUUUUUUGCACACUUCUGGCUGGGAAAUUUGCAGUAUAAUAAAACCCUGCAGUUUCUGGAAUUAGAAAUGAGCAGUAGCAAAGAGAAUGAAAUGCAGCUUGCAUUUCUUAAAGAGACAGAGCUUGGUGGACUUCCUGAUCUCUGUUCUACUCCAGCUGCCUCACUGAACAAAUAUGCUAUGGGACUCUUAAACAAUCAGAAACCAUGUUUUUUGAUUUGUUGCUUAAACCUUGUAUCUUCUGAGCAAACACCUGGAUACAAUCAAAUGCUUUCAAAUAUACAAUUUGUGACUAAUAUUUUUCACAUCAUACAGCUAGUAACUUCUGUGCUAGCUUUUGCACUAGCAGGUCUCUGGUAUACAGCAGUGAAGGUAAAAAAGUACUAAGAUUUUAGUAAUUAUUUUUAACAUUAAUAUAAACUUAAAUAACAGAGACAAGGUUACAGUACAGGUUUUAGUGAAGUAGACAGCUAAAGUAAAAAUUAUUCUUGUGUAAUUGCUAGUAAAACUGGCUGCUGGAAGGAUAGGGACUUUCUUGGGAAGGAGUAUCUACAUCUGAGUGGAAAGAAUUUAUAAUCUCAAAAAUCUUUGGAACUUCUGCAGGUCUGCCAUUAACACUAGACUAGAACCCAAUUUGAUUGCUUAGCAUAGAUCCUUUGUUUUCUUUAGUGUAUGUAUUAGUGGAGUGUUCUGGCUAUGAUUUACAACCAUUUCCAAUGAAAUGGUUUCUUGCAGAAUUGAAUUCCUGCUCUGAAUCCAACAGUAUUUAAUGUAUUGGUCCUUAACACACUUUGAACUGGAAAGCUGUUGGAAAGGUGGUCUUCAAUACCGCAUAAUUCUCAGCACUGUUCUUUUCAAGGAUAGUCCUGCUCUAAUUUAAACAGUAUCUCAUGAGUUUUAUUGCACUACAAUAGACACUAUAAACAAUUUUCUAAAAGAAUGUUUUCUUUCCUUGAAAAAGUGAUUGUCAUCACUGAAGCACAGUAAUUAUUUCUGGGCCUGUUGACUUUGGCUUUGGGACAGACUUCUGACAACAGGGUUUGGCAAAGACUGGAGCAAGAAUGUUGGAAUCAACAGAGAUGCUUGUGAAUAAGAAUUUUCAGGAAUAAGCUCCUGUGGGCACUUAGAUGGAGAAACUCAUUGUGCAGUAGGUUAAAAUUUGCACUCAGUGUCCAAAAUUCUCAACAAGGGAGUUGGUGUAUGUGAGCUUAAUGUGUUCCAGGGGCUUACCUAAAGAAGGAGGUGUUGAUAUAGUGAGUUAGGAUGCAUUUUCAGCUCAUCUUUCACCUUGAGUUAAAAGUGCAGACUUAAUGCAGAGUAAAGUCAUGCCAGUGAUUCACACACCAAGUAUCCUUUUUGCUAGCUAGGUUACUUCAUUUUGGAAAGAGAAGAAGAGAUGUUGCAUUUAGUUUGAACUGAAUUCACCUGGGAAGCCACUACUUUCUAAUGCGGUGUGUAUUUGGGUAUUAGCACACUUGUAUAGAGAAGACCUUGAUUAUGAAGAUGAGAUGCCAGUUAUCAGUUUUAUGGGGAGAAAUGCUGAAAUUUUAAACCUUAUUUGAGUGCUGAAAGCAAGAUACACUACUUCUUGUUAAAUGAUAUGCUGUGUUUUUAUUACCCCAUUGGUUGUCUAUUUCUUCUGGAUGUUAGAAGAGGUAAAAAGCCACUUUAAUUUAGAAAGUAUCUUUUUCCCUGGUGUGUACUUCUAUUAACUGCUUAACUUCUAGACUUUUGGCCACAUGAUUACCUGUCACAGAACUACUCAAACCCUCAAAAUAAUAAGGGAUUAUAUAUUGUAAGUAAUUAUUUUGACACCAAGUUUCUUCUUAUUCAAGGCAUUCAGCUAUUCACGCCCAUCUCCACUGCUGCAAUUUAUCACCCUUGCAGUGGUAUUAACAUGAGAUUAAUGCUAGGUUGCUGAAGUGAUGUGGAUCUGAAACCCCAAACCACCAGAAACAAAUAUACUUCUCCAGAAAUCUGUGGCUUAUUUGAAUUAUGGUGUUAAGCUGUUGUCUGCAUACAGCUUGACCCAAAACAGGCACUUGGCAGAGCGGAGGGUAGAGGAAUGAAGGUGGGGAGAGGUUAGAGCCAGUUUAAGCUGGCAUGAUUGCUAAAGAAAACAUUGUGUAACUGCAUCUUCCAUGGUAACAGGUAAAUAAAUACUCUUUUCCUGUAUGGUGAGCUUUUUUUUUUUUAAGUUGCACAUAAACACAGUCCUGCUUCCAUAACCGAGUCCUUGAAGUUCCUAUAUAAAGAUGUGAUUGGCACAAUUGUACCUGUAGUUGUUACUUGAGACCUUGUCUGUUCAGCUGAAUGGUUUGGCCUGGAAGAUUCUCUACUCUGCUGAACAUCAUUUGGAAAACAUAGUCAUAUACAACAGCAACUUGUAGGUGAUAUUGUCAUGUUAAUAGGCAAGAGGAUUAGCUAAAGGCAUAAAAGCAUUAAUCCAGCUUUUAACACCUACUAAUUGUGGUGAUUUUAAAGAGGGGGGAAGAGGAGGAAAAACAAAAUAUGAGAGAAACCAUCUGUAAAUUAGAAUUUUAAUGUGUGUACAGUGGUGUGCUAAGGGUUGUCUCUAUCCAUGACAAGCCUAUGCAGGAGGGUAUCUUGGAAUGCUGAAUCACAUUAUGUAUCACAGUCCAGCUAAUACAGUCCUGUUUUAAGUAAGAUUUCUUUUGAGUGAGUGGCCUUUAAUCACUUAUUACAGGAUCACUUUAAAUACAGAUACAAUACAGCUAAGCAAAAUGAUGGAUUUGUAUAUUCUAUGUCUAUUGAACAUAAAAUUUAUUAAAUGCAUGGAUUUAAUCCAUUUUAAGAUAGUUUAUGUACUUUGCCUUGGAUUUUAUUGCUUAAAACCUAAAAGGUAGCUUUCUAACUUGAACAUUCCUUCUGAAAUUCAAAUAAAGGAGUUUGGUAUGUUAAAAUGUCACGUGAUGUACUGCACUUUAAGGUUGGGGAGGCUGUAAAUUGAAAGUACUGUUAUUUCACUAAUAGAACUGUUUGACUGGCAGCGACAACGCUCAAAUGGCUUUUACUGUCUGGAAGGAGAAUAGUGAACCAGAAGGAUGGCAAUCCUUUGAAACUAUGUGUCAAUCAAACACUAUAUGGUUUAGGCCACUGUUCUCUUCCUACAAAUGUUUUGAUAUUAACUCAUCUCAAAGAUGGAAGAUUGUCUCAGCUAGGAACCAGUUUUUAUGGAGUUUCGUGGCUUCAGUAAGUCAGAUGUGGAAACCUUUUCUGACUAAAUAUGCUGUUAGGGCUGAGACUUGGAUAAUUGUUAUAGUAAAGAAGAAUAACAUUUUUAGUAGGGGUAAGGGACCUUUACACUGAACCAAGAGAUGCCUUCUUAUUUCCAGUUCCUCUCUCAUCUUGGUCUUCUGUUGGUGUUGGAAAGAGGUAUUUCUAAGCAAAAUGUCAGGGUUCCAAUAAACAACUCAUGCUUUCUAAAGUUUCAACAAUCAGUGUCCAGAUCCUUCCUGCAUUACAUAGCAAAGAGUUCUAUUUUUGCCAUUAGAAAACACGUUAAGUAAGAAAAUAUUCAAUAUUUAGAGAAUUGCCUAGUAGUUUCCCAUAAAUGUACACUUGAGUGGAAAUUUCCUAUAUAGUGUACUGCUUUGAAAAAGAAAAUUUACUUUUAAAUCUGUGUACACAGAGCUCUGCAUGUAGAUAAAAAGUGUUUUAUCACAGUAUGAUGUUGGAAUGCUUAUGCAAAUGCUUAUUUACUUUCUGACAUUACAGUGCAUAAUGCAGUAGAGAUGUGUUGUACUUCUCAGUGUGAUAUUAGCUAGUGCAAUCUUAAAACUGUCUCGUGGUGCAUGACAAUGCACACGAUUUCUAUCUGUAGACCUUAUUUAGCCUUUUGCUUUUCCAGUGUUGUGUUGGUUGCUUUUUUUUUUUUUGGGGGGGGGGGGGUUUGGUGUUUUGUUGUGUUUUUUUUGUUUGUUUAGGACUGUAAAGACUGCACUUUCUUAAACUCUGCCAAAGUUUGCUUUCUUUCUCCUUUUUUCUUCCCUUGCCCCUCCUAACAGGUAUACACACUUAACUUUUGGAAGAAGCAAGCCUGUGUGUACUUUCCUAAUAUAUCAUCUUAUUGUACAGUUGUUCCUUUUGUUAUGUGGCCUGGUCUUACCUAUAUUUCUCCCUCUCUUCCCUCCCCAUCAUUUCGCAGCAUAAGCAUAUGCUGAUAUUCUGUUCCGUCUCAGAAACGCUCCCCUUAAUUAAUUAUGCAUAACGAAUUGACAGAAACCACGUAGAGAUGUAAGCAUCCAUAGUCUGUCACUAGGGUGUAUGACAACUGGUAUAUCUGACAGAGCAAUAGGCAGUCAAUGUGACAUUUCUACUUUUUCCCUUCAAAACAGCUGCUUUGAUUAAAAUUAAUAUUUAAUUUGAACUGUAGUAUCUCUGUCGGCUGAGAAUUGCGUCUAGAAUUUGUAUCAAACACAUUGAGGUCAAAACUUAAAUAGUUACACUAGCUUCAAUACUCUUCCGGUUUUUAAGUUAUUAGUAGAACUUUCUGAAAAAUUCACAUGAAUGUACUCUUAGUAUUUUGAAACCUAUUUUUUCUAAGAGUGUAGAGAAUAAAAUGUGUUCUGACACUUGUUUCUGUGAUGUCAAUAACUGGGGAAAAAACCCCCACUUUUUAGGAUUUUUUAAAAAAAUAUUUGUAAUGAAUUCCCUUUCAAUAUCUCAGACUACAAAGCCUCUAAUCCUAAAGGAAGAGCUGCAGUUGGUAGGACUUUCAAAUAAACAACUUGUUGCCUAUGAAAAUACUAUUAUUUAUGAUCAGCUCACAUACUUAAAUAUAAGGACACAGAUAUCAAUCUGCUGAUGGUGUGAAAACUAGAAUAAUAUAGAAGUGCUAGAAUAAUGGUAUCCUUUACCACCCUACACUACGUAAAUCCUACUGGUGUGUACUUUGAAAUUAAUCCUGUAUUGCUUCAAAAAAUCUCAAUUAUCUUAGUCUUUUUGGAAUUGAUGAUACAAGAUUCAGAACAAGUAGGUGGUUAUUCCAUUGUUAAUGAACUACAUUUAAAAGCAUUUUAGAAAAUGGCCUGAGGUACUUCCAGAAAGAAAAUCUGCCUUGAAAAGAUCCAGUUUAUUACUGUGAUCUCAAUAUGUUUAUAGUCUGUUUUGCAACUCUCGUUUCUUCUUUUUGUGGAAGAUCUGUAUAAACCUGAUAGCAAAAAUGGUUAAAAUACAAAAGUAUCAGUGUUCUUUUAUCUUCUGUUUGUAGUCAGUUUUAUCUAUUAUCAGAAAUAAAAAUACGUAGAUGUAAUUUAAGCUUCUGUUCUUCAAAGUAAGUAAAACUAAUGCUUAGGGCCUGACUCAUCGCUUGAAGUUGAGUGUUCUAUGAACUUUCUUAAAAAUAGGGUCUGCUACCUGCCAGUGACUAACACUAACUUUAAUUGCCGAUACUUAAUACUUCUUGUAAACUGUGAUGUUUUCCAUGCAGAACAAUUUUAAGUCUGUGGUCCUGGUAUUUGGCCCUAAUUUUUUUUUUUAUUGCAAUCUGGGAGAUGGAAAAGGUUGGCACAAACCAUUUUUGUUUGUUCCAGAGAAAGAUGUUUACAACUUUGUAUGUAUUUUAGAAAUUUAUUGUAACACUUUUUAACUUGAGAGGAGUUUCCAUAGUAAACUUGAAACCUGUUGUCCUAAAGAGGUGAAUACAGACUAUUGAAUAAUAUAGAGUGUUAUCUAAGCUUCCAGAAGCUGUUGAUUGUAAUGCUGCUCGCUUAUACCACAGGAGGGAGUUAAACAUCAGUCUUCUAAUUAUUUUCAGUUACGGCAUAGUUUUUUUUCUCAGUACAGUGCAUUUCAGUUUAUAAAUAUGCUGACUUUGACUAGUCUUAUGGAUUGUCACUGCAAAUACGUUAAUGUACAAAAUCAAUACAGAGCAGUAAUGUAUUGUAACUGUUUACAAUUGAAUUCUGAGUACCAGUUGAUGGGUUUUAUCAAGCUAUUUAAAAACAAAUAAAAAUAUUUUAAAAAAUAA